AUGCCAAAGAUCAAGUCAUCGCGCACAAAGAGAGCCCCCGAGGGUUUCGACGACAUCGAGCCCACUCUCAGGGAAUUCCAGACGAAAAUGAAGGAUGGCAAAAAGAUUGAGGCGUUGUGGCCGAUUUUCAGACUUCACCACCAGCGGUCUCGAUAUGUCUACGAGUUGUACUACAAGCGCGAGGCGAUCUCCAAAGAGUUGUACGAGUACUUGUUGAAGCAGGGAUAUGCUGACGCCAACCUCAUCGCCAAGUGGAAGAAGGCGGGAUACGAGAAGGUGUGCUGUUUGAGAUGCAUUCAGCCCAAGGACACAAAUUUCGGAACGACCUGUGUGUGCAGAGUUCCAAGGGACAAGCUCGAGGAUGGCAAGGUGAUUGAGUGCAUACACUGUGGCUGCCGUGGAUGCUCCAGUGGAAGCGGCGCCUCUGCAGGAUCAGCUGCCACCCAUAAAGGCAAGCCUGCUGCCGAGAGUAAUGAUGCUUAA
Molecule: messenger RNA, 483 nt
Organism: Linnemannia hyalina
Lineage: Eukaryota; Fungi; Mortierellomycota; Mortierellomycetes; Mortierellales; Mortierellaceae
Source: the annotation of a GenBank genome assembly